Penicillium argentinense is the source of this 3549-nucleotide messenger RNA. RefSeq names its product cation-transporting P-type ATPase PCA1. NCBI's taxonomy places the organism in Eukaryota, Fungi, Ascomycota, Eurotiomycetes, Eurotiales, Aspergillaceae. The transcript is spliced from 2 exons. The record is from RefSeq and is a predicted model, not a curated record. Gene Ontology annotation, cellular component: membrane. The coding region runs from base 1 to 3549 and encodes 1182 amino acids. Gene Ontology annotation, biological process: monoatomic cation transport. Gene Ontology annotation, molecular function: ATPase-coupled monoatomic cation transmembrane transporter activity; ATP hydrolysis activity; metal ion binding.
AUGCGGGGAUGCGCGAUGAGUGUUGCCCCCGGUCCAAGCGUUCAGCCGAAGAAUUUUGAUGCAGCUACCGACCACAAGGCAUGCAGCCAGCACACUCUCUCUGCCCUCGACCGUUACGGCGCUACCCUACAAGCCUUGGGAUGUAUUUGCCGCACUCUUAUUGCUCUUGGCGAGGAAACCUGCUGUGAAGUUCGCGAACGCCAUUCACUGGCACCAAGUGGGAAACAAGAUUCCAGUACGUCAUCUGCAAGCUCCCUUCUUCGGACCUCGCUGGAUUCCGUUAGGAGCAACCGCUCCCUCACCAAGGACCAGUCUGUGCAGAAUCUUCCUCGCUUGCAAAGGGUCUCUGGUGAAAGCGACAGGUCUGUCAAGAACCAGUCCGCUGAUGCUUGCAUCGUCUCUACUUUUUCAAUGGACAAACCCACCACAGGCCCUCCUAUCAAAAACAAGUCUUCGAAGAUGUGCUGCUCCAAGGGCAAAUCUGUCAAGCAGCUCCCGCCAAAGGGCAAUCAUGCUGGCUCUCCCUGCACGGACGAAAAACCUAUCCAAGAAGCAGAAAGGAAGGAAGAGUGCUCCUCCUCUUGCUGCUCUGGAAACGAGGCCACCACGGUUCCAUCCGACGAGAUGAAACGCACCAAAUCUUGCCAUUCCCUCGAAAAUUCUGCAAAACAUCCUGCUGUAAGAACUGGAAGCCUUGAAUUUUGCCGCUCGGAGACCCCUCGUAUUGAAGAAUCUGCCCUCAAGGUUGGCUGCCCCGGUUCCCAUCGUCUAGGAAACCAACCCGACAAAGACAACGACGCCAAGGGCACCCUUGAAAACUCGUGUUAUUUGAAGAUCAACCCCGUUGUUGAACUUCCAGCUAGUUCGCGUGCAGGAUCUUGUUGCGGAACCAGUAAGAACGCGAUCACCGAAGAAUACCUCAUUGCCGACUCUUCCGGCUCUUGCUGUAAGCCACCCAAGCAGGAUAUCGUGCAGACUCCAAAGAGUAGUUGCGCAGACUCCUGUUGCACGAACAUUCAGCCGGUCAUGACUCAAGGCUCCUGCGCCGAUGCUUGCUGCUCCUCUGCUGCGCCAGAUCCUGGCUCUAAGAUUGUUAAAGCCCCAGUUCAGGACGCCACCGACAUAGAGAACCAGGGUACCGGCAAGGAAUAUGUUAUUCUCAGCAUUUCUGGCAUGACUUGUACUGGGUGCGAAACAAAGCUCAAACGAACCCUUGGUUCUGUCGCCGCCGUCGAAGACCUGAAAACCAGUCUGGUUCUCUCCCGGGCCGAGUUCAACAUUGACCUCCGCUUUGGGUCGGUGGAGGAAGUCAUGAAACAUCUAGAGCGAACGACUGAAUUCAAGUGCCAAAGAGUCCAGAACCACGGUUCAAGCCUAGAUUUUAUUGUGCCCGGUGAGCUCUCGAAACUAAUUAAUCAGACGUGGCCGGACGGAGUCAUUGACAUUGUCCCCGUGGACAAACAUACUGUGCGAGUUGCGUUUGAUCCGAAUGUAGUGGGAGCUCGAGACCUCACCGAGAAGAUUUGGGGCCCGCCAAUUCAACUUGCUCCUCUACGCGGUGAUCCUUCUCUAGAGGCUGGCGGCAAGCAUGUCCGCCAUGUCGGAUAUAUGACCGUACUCUCUGCUGUCUUGACCAUUCCGGUCCUGGUUAUGGCAUGGGCUACGCUUCCCGAGAGGGAGGUAGUAUAUUCCUCGGCUUCACUCGCCUUGGCCACCAUUGUUCAAGUUGUCAUAGCAGGGCCUUUCUACCCCAAGGCCCUUAAAGCUCUCCUUUUCUCGAGAGUUAUAGAAAUGGACCUUUUGAUCGUCUUGAGUACCAGCACUGCCUACGUCUUCUCGGUUGUCUCCUUUGGGUAUCUCAUUGCAGAGAAACCCCUUUCGACCGGUCAAUUCUUUGAAACGAGCACUCUUUUGGUCACUUUGAUCAUGGUUGGUCGAUGGGUUGCCGCUCUCGCUCGUCAGAGAGCUGUCGAGUCCAUUUCUAUUCUGUCCCUUCAGGCAUCGACAGCUAUUCUUGUCGACAAAGAAGGUGGAAGAGACCGUGAAAUUGACGCCCGCCUUCUUCAAUACGGCGACACCUUUAGAGUUCUCCCUGAUACUAAAAUUCCGACCGACGGCACUGUUAUUCAUGGGUCAUCUGAGGUCGACGAGUCUAUGCUAACUGGUGAGUCUAGACCGGUGGAGAAAUAUCCCAAGUCUGUUGUGAUUGCCGGGUCUAUCAAUGGACCUGGAACCGUGACUGUUCGACUCAAUCGUUUACCCAGCGAGAACACUAUCAAUAAUAUCGCUGCCAUGGUCGAUGAGGCGAAACUGUCGAAACCCAAGCUUCAGGAUCUAGCGGACCGGGUUGCAGCCUAUUUCGUUCCGAUUAUAAUGGCACUGACGAUCAUCACGUUUGUGAUUUGGGUUGCAGUGGGCAUGACGAUUCGUGAACACGAUGGAGCCGAAGCUACAAUUCAGGCUAUCACCUAUGCCGUUACUGUCCUCAUUGUCUCUUGUCCCUGCGCCAUCGGACUGGCCGUUCCUAUGGUCGUUGUGAUUUCCAGCGGAAUCGCAGCGGAGAGAGGUAUUAUUUUCAAGUCAGCGGAUGCUAUUGAAUUGGCUCAUAAGACUAUGCACGUGGUGUUCGACAAGACUGGGACCUUGACUCGGGGAAAACUUUCUGUUGUCGCGCAAAACUGCGUUGACGGGGACAAACUUCCGAUUCUUCUAGGCCUCAUCGAAAACAGUCGACACCCAGUCUCAGUUUCUGUGGCUGCCCACCUUAAGGAUGCUGGGAUUAUUGCUUCGACUGUCCCCGGGUCUAAGAGCCUAACUGGUAAAGGCAUUGAAGCUAUUUUAGGUGGCCAGAGCCUUCGAGCAGGCAAUUCUCGCUGGCUGGAUUUAUCGGAACAUGAACUUGUUCAACCAAUGCUCGCCCGAGGUUACACUGUCUUCUGCUUUACAAUUGAAAAUGAGUUUGUGGCCGUCUAUGGCCUGGAAGAUGAGCUCCGACCUGACGCCACAGGGACAAUUGAGAUCCUGAAAAGGCGAGGCGUCUCGGUGCAUGUGGUUUCUGGCGACGAUGACGGAGCUGUCCAGACACUAGCAGCCAAGCUUAGCAUUCCUGGCAGCAAUAUUCGCUCUCGGAGCUCACCUGCUGACAAGAAGGACUACAUCCAGGAGCUCCUUGGAGAUGGCAUCGACCGCAAGGAACCGGUUGUUGUGUUCUGCGGUGACGGCACGAACGAUGCCGUUGCUCUUGCGCGGGCUACAAUCGGCGUUCAUAUCAACGAAGGCACGGAUGUCGCACAAUCCGCAGCGGAUGUGGUUCUCAUGCGGCCUUCUCUGGCUGGAAUACCCACCAUGAUGAAUGCCAGUCGGACGGCUGUCAACCGCAUUAAGUUCAAUUUUACAUGGAGCUUCGUAUAUAACAUCUUUGCAGUCCUUCUAGCUGCGGGUGCUUUCGUGGAUGCGAGAAUUCCUCCAGAGUUUGCAGGGCUUGGAGAGUUGGUGAGCGUGUUGCCGGUCAUUGCAGCUGCGGUGCUUCUGCGCUGGUCGAAGAUCUAA